UAUAUGAAUGACAGUACGACACACUAUCUAUCUGCAAACACCACUGUCAAACAAAGUAUCCUCUGCUGCAAAGAUUUGUGCCAAAAUAAAAAAUCUACUCCUAUUUAUUAGUGCCUACCAAAUUUGGGAGUCUUAAACUUACUCACAAAUGGCUCUUCAGGCUGCUGCUCUUCUCCCCUCAGCCUUCUCGCUUCACAAAGAGGGAAAAUCGAGUGUAUCUUUGAGGGAUUCCACCCUUUUCGGAGUUUCACUUGCAGACCAAAUCAAACCUGACCAUGUCAAGAGAGACUUUACCUCGAGGAAGCUGUCGAUUGUCCGAGUUCAGGCAGUGGCCACCACUCCGGCGGUUACUCCGGCCACUCCCCAGAGCAAGAAAACUCUGAGGAAAGGCAAUGUGAUUGUCACCGGAGCCUCCUCCGGCCUUGGCCUGGCUGCUGCAAAAGCUUUGGCUGAAAGUGGCAAAUGGCACGUGAUCAUGGCGUGCAGGGACUUCCUCAAGACUGAGAAGGCAGCAAAAUCAGCUGGAAUGGCGAAGGAAAACUACACCAUUAUGCAUCUAGACCUUGCUUCUCUCGACAGUGUCCGCCAAUUCGUCGAUAACUUCAAGCGCUCCGGCCGGCCUCUCGAUGUCCUGGUUUGCAAUGCUGCAGUUUACCAGCCAACUGCCAAAGAGCCCUCGUUCACCGCCGAUGGGUUCGAGCUCAGCGUCGGGACCAACCAUUUGGGCCACUUCCUACUUUCAAGAUUGCUCCUUGACGAGAUGAAAGAGUCUGAUUAUCCUUCCAAGAGACUUAUCAUCGUCGGCUCGAUUACAGGGAAUACAAAUACAUUGGCUGGAAAUGUACCUCCAAAGGCCAAUCUUGGGGACUUGAGGGGUCUCCAGGGGGGGCUGAAUGGGCUGAAUACCUCAGCCAUGAUCGACGGAGGAAGCUUCGACGGCGCCAAGGCGUACAAGGAUAGCAAAGUCUGCAACAUGCUGACAAUGCAGGAAUUUCAUCGACGGUAUCAUGAGGAUACUGGAAUUACAUUUGCUUCCCUUUAUCCAGGUUGCAUUGCGACGACAGGAUUGUUUCGAGAGCACAUUCCCUUGUUCAGGAUCCUUUUCCCUCCAUUUCAGAAGUACAUCACUAAGGGCUUUGUGUCCGAGGAAGACGCCGGGAAAAGGCUUGCACAGGUUGUGGGCGAUCCAAGCUUGACGAAGUCGGGUGUGUACUGGAGCUGGAACAAGGACUCGGCUUCUUUCGAGAACCAGCUAUCGCAAGAAGCUAGUGAUGCUGAUAAAGCUCGGAAAGUGUGGGAAAUCAGCGAGAAACUUGUUGGCUUGAGUGAGUGAAGCUCUUGCUUUACCGGAAAGAGAUUUUGGAUCGAGGAGCUACUCUGUAGAAACUAACGAGAACUUCAAAAACUCUAAAAAGAAAACAAAGAUGUUGUGACAUUUUCUUGAGAACCAUAAUAAUAUCGCUCAAUCCCCCUUGUACGUUGACGCAGGCUAAGCUAUUUCGAUGUUCACUUGUAUUUUAAACAUAUUUUUCUCA
Messenger RNA from Andrographis paniculata, 1535 nucleotides. Its product is annotated as protochlorophyllide reductase-like. The coding region runs from base 149 to 1333 and encodes 394 amino acids. The transcript has 5 exons. NCBI's taxonomy places the organism in Eukaryota, Viridiplantae, Streptophyta, Magnoliopsida, Lamiales, Acanthaceae. The record is from RefSeq and is a predicted model, not a curated record. Gene Ontology annotation, molecular function: protochlorophyllide reductase activity.